AUGUUUUGGGAAGCAGCUGUAUUGAACAAACUGUACAAGACCAACAGAUUCCGGGAUCUAUUACUCAACGAUACCACACACAAACGAUCUCCUCACCAAACCAUCCUCGAAGCUAUCAAACAAGAAGAGAUCACCAAGACCCAAACAGAAAACGACCUCUUCACAAAAUACCACAUACUAUCCAUAGAGGACCUUCAAGAGGAAUUAACUAAAUGUAGGCAUAGCUUAGAGUUACUUAUAAGUCCAGAGACGACUUCGUCCAGGCCUAAUAUCUGAUGCUUUGCAACUAAAAUUUCUGACAAUCUAACUCAUCUAGGGAAUGCCCAACUACUCUCAACUUAUGAUUCAUUGAUAGACACUGAAGACAAGGUAAGCGAUUGUUUGGUUAGGGGAGUGAGAAGGACUGAAGAGACCUCUAUUGUAGUUUUGAGAUGUUUUGGGAAUUUUUUGGAUAUUUAUGGGGAAAUUAGGUAUGAUAUACUAUAUGAAACUAGUAUCCAUUGGACUGGCCACUUGUUCAAGUGUUUGCAUGGCAAAGGCACCAACAAUACUUCCUUCGACCAUGCUCUCCCAGGUCUCAAGCAGCUCAACAAACACCUGGCUCUGAGAACCACCAUGGCCGGCCACUCAGUCGGUGUCCUCGACGUGAUCACAGUCAGCAUGCUUAGAAAGAACGAAGCAGUGUGGAACCGCAUGAAGCAGGCUCAGUUCGAAGGACUCGAACACAUUUACAGACACUGAUGUUGGAUUGAGGGUUUGAUGGAGAUCAAGUAUGACAAAAUCAAUGGGCCUCAGACAAAUAUUAAACCUAAGAAAGCAAAGAAAAUUAAAGAGAAACAAUUAACAGGAUCUAAUGAAGUACUGCAAGCAGUUAAAUCUGGAGAUACAAAGAAAGUUAAGAUGAUUCUAAGAGCAAAACCUGUUCUAGUGCAUUCAGUCGAUCCUAAUCACAAGAAGAAGCCAUCUCUUAUUCACAUUGCUUGUGCAAAUGGAGAUCUAGAGAUGUGAAAAUUACUUAAAGAAAAUAAUUGAAAUCUUGAAGUACUUGAUGUUGACUAUAUUCCUCCAAUUUAUUGGGCUAUUAAAGAGAAGCAUGCCAAUGUUGUCGAGUAUAUGAUUGGUCAGGACAUAAAUUUGGAGCACAAAGACUGCCACGGAAGAACAGCACUAUAUAUGGCAUCUAGAUAUGGAGGAUUAGCAGUUGUUCAAUUAUUAAUAGAUGCAGGAUGUGAUCCAAAUGUUGACUCCAAAACUUUCAGAACACCCUUGAUUAAAGCUUCGAAUUGACGUUUUGCUGAUAUAGUGAAAGCCCUCCUCGCAACAGGAAAAGUCGACCCAGAAAUGAAAGAUUAUCAAGGGAAGACUGCAUUGCAUAACUGAGUCUACAGGAAACUCGAAGAACAUGCUGAUGAAGCUCCCGGAGAUACUGAUUAUGGAUCUGAACAAAUUACUAAAAUGCUUUUGGAUUAUGGAGCAAAAGUUGAUUCAAGAGAUAGAAAAAACAAUACACCUCUAGGCAUUGCAGCACUUAACUUUGGAAAUAGCUGUAUCAAGUUAUUAAUAGAAAAUGGAGCUGAGAUCAACGUGAAGAAUCAAUACGGAAGUUCACCUUUCAUGAGCGCAUGCUACAAUGACAACCUUGAAUGUAUCAAAAUCCUGUAUGAAUAUGAUAGCCUUGAUACUUCUGGAACUAACCUUGACGGAUACAGCGCCUUCGAAUUGACGAUAAGACGAAACCAGCACAAUAUAAUCAAGUGGGUCAUUGAUGAAGAAGUCAAUAACAACAAGAAGUAUUCAGGAUUGGAUAUUCAAGCAUAUGACAAACAGAAAAUGCUGCAUCAUGCUGUUGAUUGCAACGAAAAUAAAGCGGAUGUACUCGAACUUAUACUUGAAUACAUUUGGUCGAAAGAGUCUGAAACGAUAACGAGAUGAUUUGUAGAUGUACUACACAGAGCAUUGCUUAGAUCUUCCAAACAUGCUGUUCAUUCUCUCCUGGUUUUCUAUAAACACAAAGAACUCUUCACUCACUUCAAACUCACUCAGGCUGUGCUCGAGUCAUCCAUCCACUUCAAUGACUCUGACACUUUCUCCCAGAUUGUUGAAUAUUAUGAUGGAGAACUGCCUCAGGUGGCUUUACAGUCAGCAGUGUUCACUCAAAAUUAUCACUUCGCUACCUUGAUCGUUGACACAUUUGCAGAGCAGUUCUGUGACUCCGAGAUAUCACAGAGUGCAGUUUGUGUUCCAGAUGAGUUCACUCAAGUCAUCACUAAUGAUGUGUUGCAAGAGUACACUUACUUUGCCAGAGUGGCCCACCCAAUAUUUAGUGAUGAAGCCCAGACAGCUCGCUUUACAGCUCUGAACCCUCUUCAACUUGCAGUGAGUCUGGACAACACCAAGCUUGUGAAGCUGUUGCUUGAUAAAACUGCAUACAAAGCUUCAUCAUUGUUGCCGAACGGUGACAACAUCUUGCACCUGGUGGUGAGUCGAUCAGAAGGAGACUCUUACAUCUUUCAGAAACUGCUUGCACAGCUUGAAAUUGAAACUGGCUCAGCAGAGCAAGUCCGCACUCAGUUCCUCGAACACAAGAACGAAGCUGAUGGACUGAGCGUACUCGAGUUCUGAGCUGGCAUGAAGAUCUACGCUCCAAUCGUGUUCAAGUACUCCAGUGUUGCUGGGUGACCAGAUGACGACAUGUAUGGUGCAGCAGAAGUGCUUAAUGUUGAAAUUGUGCAUGACCAGACUCCAGAACAAGAAGCCUCCACAGACAAGAAAGCCCUUGCAGAAAAGACUCGACUAGCUGCACGACAAGCUCACAAAGACCUCAUCAAGACCACAGAAGCACUUGCGAAGAAGUACCAGUUUGUAGUGGAGUACUCAGUCGAGUGUGGAAUCGACUUAUCAGACCCUUCAUACACAGAACACAUCCCCUCGAUCAAAGACAAGCCUUGCACCUUCGUUGACACUCUCGAAGCAUUGGAGCUGUGUGGAGCUGAACUGACUGGCCACAAAGUACUCGGAGUCGAUCUUGAGUUUGCAGGCGACAAGAGGAUAGCCAUUGCAUCUCUGCUACAGAUCUCUACACUGGAGGCUGACUACAUAGUCGAUGCACUUGUGCUCAGACAUGCAGUGGGUCCUGUGUUAAGUCCAGUUUUCGGUGAUCCUGCAGUUGUCAAAGUGUUUCAUGGCUGUGACUACGACAUCUUGUUGUUGCUGACAGACCUCGAAGUCGAAGUUGUCAACGUGUUCGACACCGGUCGUGCUCUCCAAGAAAUGAUGCGAACUGUGUCUUCUAGCGAGCCAUUGAUGACAUCUUUCGACUACCUGGUGUCAGCAUUCUUAGGGUUCAAGGCUAACAAGUUCUUCCAGAGAGCUGAGUGGAGACUGAGGCCACUUCCUAAAGUGAUGCUGAACUAUGCCAGAGCUGACUCACAUUACUUGUUAUUCAUAUACGCAGUGUUGAUAGACCUGAUGUUUGACCCCAGCAAGCCAAUAGCAUUACCAGAAGAAACUGCACAAGAACACUCUGAGAUGUUGGAGUUUAGAAGCAAAGAGCCGAAGCAAUGGAAGAGAGUGUUGAAGGAGCUUCAGAAGAAAAUGGCUAAGUUUAUGGUGCAGAGAAUUGAGAAGUCAGGCAAGAGAACAUAUGAAGUAAUAAUCCAUAAAGAUUAUUAA
Messenger RNA from Moneuplotes crassus, 3672 nucleotides. Lineage: Eukaryota; Ciliophora; Spirotrichea; Euplotida; Euplotidae. The record is from the annotation of a GenBank genome assembly.